Penicillium digitatum Pd1 is the source of this 1365-nucleotide messenger RNA. The record is from RefSeq and is a predicted model, not a curated record. NCBI's taxonomy places the organism in Eukaryota, Fungi, Ascomycota, Eurotiomycetes, Eurotiales, Aspergillaceae.
AUGCGUGUUCUCAAUUACGCAUCACAACGUUCAUGGAUGGGUCUGCUGGCAGCAGCUCUACUGGGCACUACAACUGUGCAAGCGAUAGAGCUGGAUCUAGAGGAUGGAGCCAAAGAGGUCGCUACCAACAUGAUGAGCUACUACACUGGUAUGAAUCCUGGUGACAAUCCAGGCAAUUUGCCGGAUCCAUACUACUGGUGGGAGGCCGGUGCAAUGUUCAACGCCCUCAUCGAUUACUGGUUCUAUACGGGCGAUGAUACUUGGAACAACAUCACGAUGCAAGCUAUGCUCUGGCAGGCGGGAGAGAACAAAGCGUUCAUGCCGGCCAACCAGAGUAAAACCGAGGGAAAUGAUGAUCAGGUUUUUUGGGGCUUUGCUGCUAUGACCGCAGCGGAACGAAACUUUCCAAACCCGCCAGAAGACCAACCCCAAUGGCUGGAAAUGGCCCAGGCUGUCUUCAACACUCAGGCUCCCCGUUGGGACACUUCUUCGUGUGGUGGUGGCUUGCGCUGGCAAAUUUUUACCUGGAACAAUGGCUACAAUUACAAGAACACUAUCUCCACUGGCGGAUUCUUUAAUCUUGCUUCGCGUCUGGCAAAGUACACCAAGAAUCAAACAUACCAUGACUGGGCUGAAAAGGCUUGGGACUGGACUACCGAAGUUGGAUUCAGGACCCCCGAGUAUCGCUUCUGGGAUGGAGCUAGUGACCUCACUGAGUGCAAGCCAAUCAACCAGAUUGAAUGGACUUACAACGCUGGAGUGUUUUUGCUUGGCGCAGCUAACAUGUAUAAUUUGACCGAAGAUCCAAAAUGGAAGGAGCGGACUGAGAGGAUCAUUGAUGCUUCCGGUGUUUUCUUCUCUCGGGACCCACCCAAUGUCAUGUACGAACGAGCCUGUGAGACCGUCAAUACUUGCAUGGUCGACCAGCGGUCUUUCAAGGGAUAUCUGUCCCGCUGGAUGGCUCAAACUGCUCAGAUGGCCCCCUUCGCAUACGACACAAUUAUGAAACGUCUCAAGGCCUCUGCUCUGGCAGCUGCCAAAACUUGCACCGGGGGUAUCAAUAAAAAUGUGUGUGGCCUCAGAUGGACAGAGCAAAAAUGGGACAAGACGAAAGACUUUGGUCAGCAGAUGGCUGCCCUUGAAGUCAUCCAAGCGAAUCUGAUCACGCGUGUGGCAGCCCCUGUCACCAACGAUGAUGGUGGAACAAGCAAAGGGAACCCUAAUGCAGGUUCUAAGCCCAAAAAGAAGAUUCCGCCCGGUCUUGACUACGACAUAACUUCAGGUGACAAGGCUGGUGCAGGAAUUUUGACCGUGCUGUUUAUGAUUGGCAUUGGCGGUUCCACUGGGUGGCUGAUUUGGGAUUGA